Molecule: messenger RNA, 393 nt
Organism: Racocetra persica
Lineage: Eukaryota; Fungi; Glomeromycota; Glomeromycetes; Diversisporales; Gigasporaceae
Source: the annotation of a GenBank genome assembly
AGAAAAAAAGCUAAUUUCUUUGGAAAUUAAUGAGCGUGCAAAGAAUAUUGUUAAUCAAUUAAAACAAAGUGGAAUGAAUACUAUUCAAGAUAUUAAAAUACCUUUUGUUCCAUCACUUACAGUCGCCAAAGUUGUACGUGAUGGACUUGUACGAAGUUUUCCAACAACUUUAUUGGUAGAAGGUGACAUUGUAGAAAUGUUAUACGGUGAUAUUGCCCCAUGUAGAAUGAAAUUGAUUUCUGAUAAUGUCCCAAAAGAAUUUUCUGUAAAACAAUUGGAACUAUCACAAGUUUUUAAACCAUCAUUUUUUAGUGGAAUGUCAUCAAAAGAUUUAUGGGAGAUGCAUAUUAAAAAUAAAGGAAGAUAUCAAUUUGUCCUUUUGGAAACUCCAUG